GGAGAGCUUGACCUUGGAAUUUGUUUCAAUUUGAGCAUCUUUGACAUUCUCAGUUGGAAAGCUACAGAAAUUAGCUCUUUCAGUUUGCGCUUGGAAUUUUGUGUCAUUCUUCAGCAUCUUUAUGUUCUUCCGUAGCGUUUUUGCGAGUUUUUCCUCAAGCCACUCAGGGACGCUUUUUAGCUCAGGGGUGUCGGCAUUGCCAUGGCGCUCAAAUCUGGUGUAUUCGCUUGCCUCAUCCUUGCAUUGUGCGUGAGCUGCAACAACGUCAUGGCAGAGGAGAACUCCGGCAAGGAGACUGAGAAGAGCGGCAUCAUCAUCGACCGCGGCCUCCCAAGUGAGACUGAGAAGAGUGGAGCGCCCUUCCUCCCUCGGUCGGAGAACCUCGAGGAGACUGAGAAGAGCGGCAUCAUCAUCAGCCGCGGCCUCCCAAGUGAGACUGAGAAGAGUGGAGCGCCCUUCCUCCCUCGGUCGGAGAACCUCGAGGAGACUGAGAAGAGCGGUGAAAUCAUCAUCCGCGGCCUCCCAAGUGAGACUGAGAAGAGUGGAGCGCCCUUCCUCCCUCGGUCGGAGAACCUCGAGGAGACUGAGAAGAGCGGCAUCAUCAUCGGCCGCGGCCCCCCAAGUGAGACUGAGAAGAGUGGAGCGCCCUUCCUCCCUCGGUCGGAGAACCUCGAGGAGACUGAGAAGAGCGGUGACAUCAUCAUCCGCGGCCUCCCAAGUGAGACUGAGAAGAGUGGAGCGCCCUUCCUCCCUCGGUCGGAGAACCUCGAGGAGACUGAGAAGAGCGGUGAUGAAAUGAGACUGAGAAGGUGGAGGCCCUUCCUCCUCGGUCGAGAAACCGAGGAACUGAGAAGAGAGGCAUCAUCAUCGGCCGCGGGGCCUGCCCUCCCACGUGAGACUGAGAAGAGUGGAGCGCCCUUCCUCCCUCGGUCGGAGAACCUCGAGGAGACUGAGAAGAGCGGUUGCUGCAAUCUCAUCGCGGCCUCCCAAGUGAGACUGAGAAGAAACCUCGAGGAGACUGAGAAGAGCGGCAUCAUCAUCGGCCGCGGCCUCCCAAGUGAGACUGAGAAGAGUGGAGCGCCCUUCCUCCCUCGGUCGGAGAACCUCGAGGAGACUGAGAAGAGCGGCAUCAUCAUCGGGCGCGGCCUCCCAAGUGAGACUGAGAAGAGUGGAGCGCCCUUCCUCCCUCGGUCGGAGAACCUCGAGGAGACUGAGAAGCGG
Cladocopium goreaui is the source of this 1221-nucleotide messenger RNA. The record is from the annotation of a GenBank genome assembly. NCBI's taxonomy places the organism in Eukaryota, Dinophyceae, Suessiales, Symbiodiniaceae.